AGACACAGAAAUGAAAAGAUGAUUCUUUUGWGUAKAGAUUUGGACUGAAAAGUUCAAUUUACUGUGAUUUUGAGAAGAAGARAUGUUUUCGUCAUCAAAGGUAAAAGAACGUACGACUUCUGCCGAAUCUAUCUCGCACGAGCUUGAAGAUCGACCGGGAAAACUGAAACGCCAUGGAACGCUACAAAGUCUGGAGGUAUUUCACGCUUGGGCGAAGGAUUCAUUCUUAAGAGAAAGUACAAUUGAUAUUAUGGUGAAAGAACAUGAAAUAGACUGUAUUCCAGCUGUCUUGGCUUUAAAGCAAGAUGACAUAGCGCUAUUAGGGCUUCCAGUCGGCCAACAACGUUUACUCGAAGGCGCGGUCGAGAAAUUAAAGCAAGAGUACGAGYUAGUUAGACCACCGACCCCCAUUACCAAAAUCAACUUAGAUAUGCCUACGUAUAGAUCCAUGUUGGAUUUCAAUGAGCAAGAAGCAAUUCCCGAGGACACGAGGAGUGGGAGUUURAGGUCGUUUUCAAGUCACGGCGGCGAGAGUUCACUUGAGGUGUCGAGGGCAUUUUUGGGUUCGCUUGAAAGGGAGGAACUAUUAAAAAACGAAUCUCACCAAGCUGCUAAGUCAGCGGGAUAUAAAAAUCAAGGCUCGAAAAGUAAAUCUCCAUCUGGGUCACCUUCCCGGCAUCCUCUUAUGGACAAUAACGAUGACGAAAAGGACAGCGAGUAUUCAUGCCAGCGGUUUCUUCUAUCCAUACUUCUAAUGCCUUUCUUUUUGCUAAUUUGCCURAUGGGUGUCGUCUUAUGGCUACUUAUGAUCCCAUUUCUUCUUUGCUGCCCACGUGAUGGUUGCUAUGCUAACCUAGUGACAGACAUCUACGAGCAUACAGUAAUGGCGCCGUGGAGGGCGUGCCAGUGGGCGUCGACAAAACGUGCAAUCACUGAUGCUGUGAAUAAUAAAACUAAAAAAUAUGGAGGGACAAUAGACGAAGAACUUGGGGUCAAAAAAUAGGGGAGAUUUUGUUUAAAUAUUUAAAAGCCAAGAAAGUUAUUUAAGAUCAGUUAUUUUUGAAUGGGUGGGGAGGGCAGUUGUUAUAU
Messenger RNA from Exaiptasia diaphana, 1089 nucleotides. RefSeq lists its product as uncharacterized. NCBI's taxonomy places the organism in Eukaryota, Metazoa, Cnidaria, Anthozoa, Actiniaria, Aiptasiidae. The record is from RefSeq and is a predicted model, not a curated record. Bases 83 to 1003 code for a protein of 306 amino acids. The transcript has 4 exons.